GCUACAUCCGGUGGCGUCUGGGACCCGGAUUCUGUCCCUAACAACGGCCGGAGCGGGAGAGACGGGAUCUGGUCCAGGUGUAGUGUUGCAGUGCAAUGGCGGAGCCCGAGGCAAAGAAAGAAGAUGCAGACUCCAGGCGCAUUCAAACCUUCCCUAUCAUCAGGUUUUGUGAUAUGCCAGAGGAAAUGAAAGUGGAGACAAUGGAAUUGUGUGUCACGGCAUGUGAGAAGUUUUCUGCGAACAAUGAGACUGCAGCCAAAAUGAUUAAAGAGACCAUGGACAAGAGAUUUGGUGCUUCCUGGCACGUGGUAGUCGGUGAAGGAUUCGGCUUUGAAGUCACUCAUGAGAUAAAGAACAUUCUGUACAUGUAUUUCGGGGGCAACAUGGCAGUGUGUGUGUGGAAAUGCACAUAACGUGAAUGGACUGCAGGUGGAACAGAAGUACUGAUUCUCCUGCUCCCUCUUCCCAUCCUAACUUGUCUUUCAACACGAUGGUACAAAGGACACAAAUUCAAUCCAAUCUCUACAAUGAGUCAUCCUGCAAACAGACCACUUUUGUUUGAAAAGAUGCAAGACAUUUUGGAGUUUCAACAUGGGCAGGGAUAAGAACUGAGUUUUUAAAUCUACCUUCAAACAAGGUACAAAAUUUCAGUGUUCAGAAAUGAACAAUGCUAUCUCUCAGACAGGCAUAGUGGAGUUGUAAUACGGCUGGGCUAUUAACAAGGCGAAUGAUCCUCAGCAAGCAUGCUCUUUUGUACAGUCUUUUUAAGUAAUGUUUAAAAUUUUCUUUUUAUUUGAUUGCAAGAACAGUAGCACAUGUAUUUCUGAAGGGAUUUCCAGUGCACAUCUGAACCUGAAUCUCACUUCAUUAAUAUGUCAUCAUUGAAGCAGUAACCACCACUUUUUACAUUAAAAUGGAAUGAUGUAGACAUUCCUGGGCAAGGGAGACAAGAGGAGAGAAGGCAGAAUUCAAUAAGCAUUUCGCACUGUCCGUUUGAAACGUAACAGAGAUUCUGGUUCAGAUUAUUUUUGUUUUGAUGAAACUUGCAGGGACCAGAUGGCAAUGGGUUGGGAAUAGUCCAGUCUAUUUCAGCAUUGAAACACACUCUGUCCAUUCAGGUUCCCUGGUUAACCAGCUUUGUAGCUGGAAAUGUGAAUAACACAUGUCUUCGAGUUAAAAUCUCGGUUGACUUGUUUCUAAGCACUUGCAAUUUUUUAAACACAACUUUUCAAAAAUAUUGUAACAAAUGUUCUCACUUGUAUCUUCACAAGUUUUAUUAAAAAAACACUAUUUGAAAUA
Stegostoma tigrinum is the source of this 1299-nucleotide messenger RNA. Its product is annotated as dynein axonemal light chain 4-like. The transcript is spliced from 4 exons. Bases 96 to 413 code for a protein of 105 amino acids. Gene Ontology annotation, biological process: microtubule-based process. The record is from RefSeq and is a predicted model, not a curated record. Gene Ontology annotation, molecular function: dynein intermediate chain binding; dynein light intermediate chain binding. Gene Ontology annotation, cellular component: dynein complex. Lineage: Eukaryota; Metazoa; Chordata; Chondrichthyes; Orectolobiformes; Stegostomatidae.